Messenger RNA from Zychaea mexicana, 291 nucleotides. RefSeq lists its product as uncharacterized. Lineage: Eukaryota; Fungi; Mucoromycota; Mucoromycetes; Mucorales; Lichtheimiaceae. The record is from RefSeq and is a predicted model, not a curated record. The transcript is spliced from 2 exons. The coding region runs from base 1 to 291 and encodes 96 amino acids.
AUGGGCUUUGUAGAGAAACUUAAGACACAGUUCGACCUAUGGAAACUGGAAAAAUACACAAAGCGUCGUCAGGUCGCAACCCCCGAAUUUGAGCAAAAAGAUCGCGAUUUCUAUCGACACUACUACCAGGAUGGCGUGUACCUGCAUCAGCACCAAAAAAAUGCAGCAGGCGAAGUACGGCCACCGCCAACAGUGCCCAGCAGCAACAAGAACCUUAACAGAAAAUCCACGAUGCUCGGCAGAAAGAGUGAACACAUCACCCGAUGCUCAGAGACCUACAAUUUCUCAUGA